AUGAAACUCGCCUCAGCCAUCCUCGUCAUCACAACCAUUGCCUGGGCCACAUUUGCCCAGGUACAUGUGCGGCAGUCCAAGAGUACCCUUGGCCCUCGUCAAGAAAACAAGAAAUUUUGGUACGAGGAGGUUUUGCAUAACGGAGUAAGCCCCGUUGGAGAAUGGUCAGUUUUCCGCAAUGUGAAGGAGUACGGGGCCAAGGGCGACGGCAUUACCGAUGACACCGCUGCGAUUCAGCGCGCAAUCUCAGAAGGAACAGCUAGUGGUGAUCGCAUCUCGGGGACGUUUGGGAGCACUGGUCAACCAGCAGUGGUGUAUUUUCCCGCGGGUAUAUACCUCGUGACUUCGACAAUACGCAGCGCUGUUGGAACUGUUCUUAUGGGUAACCCCCUCAACCGAGCCGUUCUCAAGGCGUCUAAGACUUUCAGUGGAACUUUUCUAUUAUAUGGACACGAUCAGCGAUACUCGGGACUGGUGGGAUUCUUUCACGGGGUCAAAAGUUUAGUCCUUGAUAGCACCGACGUACCCGGCGAGACGACAUUGGGCCUUUUAGAGUGGAGUGUGAGUCAAAACAACCUGCUCUCUAACGUCGCCUUCCGGAUGCCUCUUGGCGCCUCAGGUCACGGUGGUGUCUGGAUGCAAGGGUUGAAUUCAGGCUUGGUGAUGAACGAUCUAGAGUUUACCGGUGGUUCAGUGGGAAUUACCAUUGCUGCGACUCAGUACCACCUAAAGAACAUUUUCUUUAAGGAUGUCUUAACUGGCGUAAAAAUCAGUCGCUCAGUGCAGGUGACCGCACAGGGCCUCCAGUUCGAGGGAUGCACGACAGGUUUAGAUUCCAGUGGCGGCGCUCACGGAUUAAUCAACCUCAUUGAUUCAAAGGCUACUAACACGUCGGUUAUGCUGAGUGUUUCUGCGUCAGACUCUGCCUGGGGCGCUGUUGUGGUUGAGAACGUCGUGGUCGAUGACUCGGUCGCUUCGAGGACUGUUAGCAUCGCCGGCUCAGUUGCAUUACAAGGUUCUGUGGAUCCAGGGUUCUCUUGGAUUCGCGGAAGCGUCUACGAGGCCGACUCAACAAGUCCGCAGAUGUCCAAGGGUGGAUUAAUUGAGACAUCCCGGCCCGAGGCUUUAGUCAACGACAUAGGCUCCUAUCAUACCGUUGUGCCGCCGACAUACGCCGAAUAUGACGUAGCCCAAGUGAUCAAUAUUAAGAGCGUCCCGGACUACCCUGUUCGAGGUGACGGUGUCGGGGAUGAUACUGUGGGCAUCCAGGCAAUUAUCAACCUCGCGUCAGAAGAGGGCAAGGUGCGCUACGGGCUCAAAAUUCUCGGAUGCAAAAACCCCACACCGAUGGUCAAGGUCGGGCAGGAGGGUGAUGUCGGGGUUGCUCAGUUAUCCGACUUCAUCUUUACCGUUGCAGAAACCCUUCCUGGUGCGGUACUGCUCCAGGUCAACAUGGCUGGGUCAGCUCCAGGAGAUGUCGGCGUCUUCAAUACUCACUUUCGCAUCGGAGGCGCUUUUGGAACAAAGACAAAGACAGAGUGCUCGAAUCCUGCUAAUUGUUUAGCGGCAAGACUUUCGCUGCAUACCACAUCAGGGGCGUCACUAUAUUUAGAAAACUCUUGGUCGUGGACCGCCGACCACGACCUAGACGGCAGCAACACGGUAUAUCCUGGCACAGGAGCUGGAUAUCUCAUUGAAUCGAGAGGUGGGACCUGGAUACUCGGUGCCGGGGUCGAGCACCACGUUCUUUACCAAGUAAACAUUAACAACGCCGCAAACGUGUUUAUUGGGCUCCAGGAAGGCGAGUCUGCCUACUGGCAAGGCAACGGAAACACGCUACUAGCUCCGAAGCCUUGGUCAGACUCGCUUCUCGAGAGCGACCCGGAUUUUAGCUGGUGUGAUCCAGCAGACGCCCAGCUCAAGCUUUUGGAACUUCGUUUCUGGACCUCAGCGUACGAUGUGUAG
This is a messenger RNA of Parascedosporium putredinis, 1965 nucleotides long. NCBI's taxonomy places the organism in Eukaryota, Fungi, Ascomycota, Sordariomycetes, Microascales, Microascaceae. The record is from the annotation of a GenBank genome assembly.